CAGAGGAGGGUGAAGUGGGAGGAGUGAGAUGUGGGGAAGAGGAGAUGCCAAAAUUGACUUUCAGGCUCCGGAAGCCUACAGCUCUCAGCCUCCGCUGUUUUUGAGUUGCAAAUGAUCGGGGAGUGGUGGUUUGCAGGCAGCCCGUGACAUUGCCUGGAAGAAGACUUCCAUCUUUCAGUCACUAGUUCCAACGGGCCGUGUGUUCUGGAAGGGGGUGGCAGCAGGGAGGAGGAUGCUCUGAGCAGAGUUCUUGAAGCUCCGCUCUUGGGGGAAGCCGGGCUGUGUGGGAGCUUUCUGACUGAGCAGAGAGCGUGUGAAUUGGAAAGGAUCCUGAGAGCUGGCUGGUCCCAGUUCCUCUCCGGAAAAGCUGUCGCUCUCGCUUCAGAGAUGCGCCUAGCCUUCGCCUGCAUCACGCUGCAUAUUUUAACACAUUAUUGAAACUACAAACAUCCACAGCAGUUUCAUGUGGUCAGAUUGAAUAUGCUGAAAGCCUGAGCCAUUUCAUCAUGAAACACACUGUGUAGAAUAUUUGAAGCAAAUUUCUCUUCAAAACACCUGGAUAAGGAAUCCUUCCUCUGGUGUAUAAGGCACUUCUCACCUACAUCAUGACAAACCAGGAGAAAUGGGCCCAUCUCAGCCCCUCAGAGUUUUCUCAGCUUCAGAAAUACGCUGAAUAUUCUACAAAGAAAUUAAAGGACGUUCUUGAAGAAUUUCAUGGUAAUGGCGUGCUUGCAAAGUAUAAUCCUGAAGGGAAACAAGACAUUCUUAACCAAACCAUAGAUUUUGAAGGCUUCAAACUGUUCAUGAAGACCUUUCUGGAAGCUGACCUCCCAGAUGAUUUCACUGCACACCUAUUCAUGUCGUUCAGCAACAAAUUCCCCCAUUCCAGUCCAAAUGUAAAGAGCAAGCCUGCUCUCCUUUCAGGUGGUCUGAGAAUGAAUAAGGGUGCCAUCACCCCUCCGCGUUCUUCUCCAGCUAAUACAUGCUCCCCAGAAGUGAUCCACCUCAAGGACAUUGUCUGCUAUCUGUCUCUUCUUGAAAGAGGAAGACCUGAGGAUAAACUUGAGUUUAUGUUUCGUCUUUAUGACACAGAUGGAAAUGGCUUCCUGGACAGCUCGGAACUAGAAAAUAUCAUCAGCCAGAUGAUGCACGUUGCAGAGUACCUGGAAUGGGAUGUCACUGAACUUAACCCGAUCCUUCAUGAAAUGAUGGAAGAAAUUGACUAUGACCGUGAUGGCACUGUGUCUCUGGAGGAGUGGAUUCAAGGAGGAAUGACCACUAUUCCGCUUCUCGUGCUACUGGGCUUGGAAAGUAAUGUGAAGGAUGAUGGACAGCAUGUGUGGCGACUCAAGCACUUUAACAAGCCUGCCUACUGCAAUCUCUGUCUGAACAUGCUGAUUGGCGUGGGGAAGCAAGGCCUCUGCUGCUCCUUCUGCAAGUACACAGUCCAUGAGCGCUGUGUGGCCAGAGCCCCUCCAUCCUGCAUCAAGACAUAUGUGAAGUCCAAGAAGAACACAGAUGUCAUGCACCAUUAUUGGGUUGAAGGCAACUGCCCAACCAAGUGUGAUAAGUGCCACAAAACAGUUAAAUGUUACCAGGGCCUGACGGGGCUGCACUGUGUUUGGUGCCAGACCACACUGCACAAUAAGUGUGCUUCUCAUCUGAAGCCUGAAUGUGACUGUGGACCUCUGAAGGAUCAUAUUUUGCCACCCACCACAAUCUGUCCAGUGGUAUUGCAGACUAUGCCCACUGCAGGAGUUUCUGUUCCUGAGGAUAGACAAUCAACAGCUAAAAAGGAAAAGGGCAGCUCCCAGCAGCCAAAUAAAGUGACAGACAAGAACAAAAUGCAAAGAGCUAACUCUGUUACUAUGGAUGGACAAGGUUUGCAGAUCACUCCUGUUCCUGGCACACAUCCACUUCUAGUUUUUGUCAACCCCAAAAGUGGUGGGAAGCAAGGAGAACGAAUUUACAGAAAAUUCCAGUACCUACUAAAUCCUCGUCAGGUUUACAGUCUCUCUGGAAAUGGACCAAUGCCAGGGUUACACUUUUUCCGGGAUGUCCCUGACUUCAGAGUGUUAGCAUGCGGUGGAGAUGGGACUGUGGGCUGGAUUUUGGAUUGCAUAGAAAAGGCCAAUGUAGUCAAGCACCCUCCAGUUGCUAUUCUGCCUCUUGGGACUGGCAAUGACCUAGCAAGAUGCCUGCGAUGGGGUGGAGGCUAUGAAGGUGAAAAUUUGAUGAAAAUCCUAAAAGACAUUGAAAGCAGCACAGAAAUCAUGCUGGACAGGUGGAAGUUUGAAGUCAUACCCAAUGACAAAGAUGAGAAAGGAGACCCUGUGCCUUACAGCAUCAUCAAUAAUUAUUUUUCCAUUGGCGUGGAUGCUUCCAUUGCACACAGAUUCCAUAUCAUGAGAGAAAAGCACCCAGAGAAAUUCAACAGCCGAAUGAAGAACAAAUUUUGGUAUUUUGAGUUUGGAACAUCUGAAACCUUCUCAGCCACCUGCAAGAAGCUACAUGAAUCUGUAGAAAUAGAAUGUGAUGGAGUACAGAUAGACUUAAUAAACAUCUCUCUGGAAGGAAUUGCAAUUUUGAAUAUCCCAAGCAUGCAUGGAGGAUCUAAUCUUUGGGGAGAAUCUAAAAAAAAGAGAAGUCAUCGACGGAUCGAGAAAAAAGGCUCUGAAAAAAGACCCACACUCACGGAUGCCAAAGAGCUGAAGUUUGCAAGUCAAGAUCUAAGUGACCAGCUUCUAGAGGUUGUUGGCUUGGAAGGAGCAAUGGAAAUGGGCCAAAUAUACACAGGGCUGAAAAGUGCUGGUCGGCGGCUGGCUCAGUGCUCCUCUGUGGUUAUCAGGACAAACAAGUCGCUGCCAAUGCAGAUUGAUGGAGAGCCAUGGAUGCAGACCCCAUGCACUAUAAAAAUUACACACAAGAACCAAGCCCCAAUGCUGAUGGGCCCUCCCCCCAAAACUGGGUUGUUCUGCUCACUCAUCAAAAGAAGAAGAAACCGAAGCAAGGAGUGACCCCCCCAUCAGGAGAAAUUUGAAUAAUAUGGGCCAUGCAGCACUUUGAACC
This is a messenger RNA of Phodopus roborovskii (desert hamster), 3069 nucleotides long. It is a transcript of the gene Dgkb, whose product is annotated as diacylglycerol kinase beta. Gene Ontology annotation, biological process: lipid phosphorylation; diacylglycerol metabolic process; intracellular signal transduction. The coding region runs from base 606 to 3017 and encodes 803 amino acids. Gene Ontology annotation, cellular component: plasma membrane. Lineage: Eukaryota; Metazoa; Chordata; Mammalia; Rodentia; Cricetidae. Gene Ontology annotation, molecular function: calcium ion binding; ATP-dependent diacylglycerol kinase activity. The record is from RefSeq and is a predicted model, not a curated record. The transcript has 26 exons.